Molecule: messenger RNA, 1746 nt
Organism: Lasiodiplodia theobromae
Lineage: Eukaryota; Fungi; Ascomycota; Dothideomycetes; Botryosphaeriales; Botryosphaeriaceae
Product: Extracellular protein
Exons: 2
Coding region: 1-1746 (581 amino acids)
Biological process (GO): glucan catabolic process
Cellular component (GO): cell surface; extracellular region
Molecular function (GO): beta-glucosidase activity
Source: RefSeq, a predicted model, not a curated record
AUGAUGAAGUCGUUCCUUUACGCUGCUGGUCUCUCGCAGCUGGCGCGCUCGGCGGCUGCUCUGCCCCUUGCGGCGCAGGCGUCGGUGUCUGCUGCCACGUGCAACGGCACUUUCAACGCCAUUACUGCGCAGCAGUUUGUUGAUGCUUUGAACCCGGGCUGGAACCUGGGCAACACGCUUGAUGCCGUCGAGGACGAGGGCGACUGGAACAACGCGCCCGUCACCGAGGAUACGUUUGACGAUGUCAAGGCUGCUGGAUUCAAGGGCAUCCGCCUUCCAGUCACCUGGGCUUACCACUUCACUUCCGAGUCGCCCGACUGGACUGUCGAUCCCGAGUGGCUGCAGCGUGUUGAAGAUGUGGUUGACAUGAUCACCGCCCGUGGUUUCUCCACCAUCGUCAAUGUGCACCACGACAGCUGGGUCUGGGCCGACGUGUCUGCCAGCGGAGCCAACUACACGCUCAUCGAGGAGAAGUUCUACAGGCUCUGGUACCAGAUCGGAACCAAGCUGGCCUGCAAGUCGGAGCUGGUCGGUUUUGAGCCCAUCAACGAGCCGCCGGGUACCACGGCCGAGCACGGCGCGGAGCUGAACAAGCUCAACAACAUCAUGCUCCAGGCCAUCAACGACGCUGGCGGUUUCAACCCUCAGCGUGUCGUUACCCUGCCGGGUCUUGGUGAGGACAGCGUCAAGACCAGCACGUGGUUCGAGCCGCCGAGCGCGAACUUCAGCAACCCGUGGGCGAUCCAGUACCACUACUACUCUCCCUACGACUUCAUCUUCAGCGCCUGGGGUAAGACCAGGUGGGGCUCGGACGACGACAAGGCCACGCUCGAGGCCGACAUCGCUAACAUCCGCAACAACUUCACCGACAUCCCGCUCGUUAUCGGCGAGUGGGCGGCCUCUCCCGUUGCGACCGAGUCUGCGGCACGCUGGAAGUACUUCGACUUCAUCAUCCAGAUGGCCAACAAGUACAACACGUCCACCAUCCUCUGGGACAACGGCAACGACUUCCUCGAUCGCAACACUCACUCCUGGCGCGACCAGAGCGCCAUUGACAUCUACCUGAAUGCAGUCAAGGGCGUGUCCAACUCGCUGCCCGACAGCACUGAGGACGGCCAGGCGACAAGCCAGUUCACAUCGGCGUACAUCUGGCACCAGGUGGGCACGCCUGUGACGGCGCAGAGCCUGCCCUUCCUCUUCAACGGCAACACUCUUUCCAGCGUCAGCGUUGGCGGUAACCCGCUCGCCGAAGGAACCGACUACUCGGUCAAUGGAACCAGCAUCAGCUUCACCCAGUCUUUCCUUUCGCAGCACGUGUCCGAGGAUGCGGCGGCCGGCGUCAAGGCCAACUUGACACUGUCCUUCUCUGCCGGAGCAGAUAUUGAGGUCCAGAUCGUGCAGUGGGACGUGCCCACCCUCGGCAGCGACAGCUCCACGGCGGCGGCGGCGGACACGGGAUCUGACUUCUUGAUUCCCAUCACUUGGAAGGGUCUGAGCAAGCCGGCGACGGUCAAGGCUCUGACGGUCGACGGCACUUACCUGGUGGACGACUGGACGCAGUACCUCGGUCCGCUUGAGCAGGCGCGCGCGACGUACAGCAACCAGUGGAACUGGGACGCCUCGAACGUCAUCCUCACCAGCAGCGCGGUCAAGGCCGUUGUGAGUGCGGCCAAGUCGACUACUUUCACGCUCGAGUUCUACCCGCGUGUGCCUGGCAAUGCGGUCAACUUCACGCUCACUGUUUGA